GGACCAGUUUCCGAUCGGAUGCUGGCGCGCGCGAAACCAUCUCUCCAUCGUUCGGCCGGUUUUGUGUUUUUCUUUCAUUUUCUUCUAAAUCCCCUGUGCGGUGUGGUGUGUGUAUAGAUUACUUUCUCUUUUCCACUCGAUUGUGAGGUGCGAUCGAAAAUGCAAAAAAACACCUACGCGAAAAUUGCGUCCGCACACAGUGUGUGUGUGUGUGUAGUUGUGAUUUGAAAUUCUAACUUUAAUUCCUCCACAUUUUUUUCGCUAGCGUUUGGGAGGAAAAACUCGUAUGGAAAUUUGACACGGAAAAUCGGCUUUUGUUUGUGUAUGUGCUUUACGUGCGGUGAUCUAAAUCCAGCGUAUUAUUUGAGAGGAGGCCAAAAUGUGACACGCAAUACCGAAACAUCUUGGAAUGAAUAAUAAAAGAAAUGCUUAGGACACACAUUAUAGACAUUGCGACAAAUUGGUGAAAGCCUUCGACAGUUGUCUUGACCCUACUGAAAGGAAAGAAGAAAAACGUAUUUUUCCCCGUGAGAACUUAUUGUGUGUUGUGGCGCAUUAGUCGCGUGUCAAAUAGAUUUUUCACUAAAUUUUCCUUCGAAACACAUACACACACUGCAUUAGGGACGAAAGGGACAGAAAAGAUAGUCCCUUCAUAGUUGCUUCAUCCGUUCCAUCGGAACGGAUAUUACGUCAACUUCGCCUUUUACUGGCUAUAAGAAGUCUUCUCGAUCAAGAAUUUCCCUAACCCCGCGUAUUUAGGGGAGGAAGUGUGUGUGUGGGUACGAGUGGGGUCGGUUGUGGUGGCACACGACCUCAUCCAGCCGGCCGUCAACAUGUGUUCGGCACACCGAAAAUAACAUGGUAUGCGCCAAGGACGACCAAACGCUCUGCACCAUCAGAGACGUCCGGCCAGACGCAGUACAGAAACGCUUUUCCGUAACCGUCCGUCCGCACUAUACCGUCGCCACGCUGUACGAGGAUGUAAGGCUACAAACGGCCUACAGUGACUUCGAGCUCAAUCUAAUCGGUACCGAAACAGACGAUCAGGUUCCCUUACACGAACGGCAACAGGAGAAACUUUCGGAUGUCGGUAUAAAGUUUGGUACCGUGAACAACCUUCUCAUUGUUCCGCGUAUUACUAAUCCACCAUAUUUGUUGCCAGUAGAGGAUAUGUACUCCGAUGAUGAUCUAGCGCUUGGUGCAUCAGCUAGUCCGGUAGAUUCCGGAAACUACAACAUCCCCGAUCCGCCGGAAAUUCAACCGCCCAUGUUGCGGCGCUUUAACAACGACCUCGAAAUCCAUUCUGCCAAGAGCAACAGUUUACCAGCGAUCUGUGCACCACCGGUUAACAGCAUGAGCGGGGGCAGCAUCAUCAGCAACGGUUUCCAUCACGGUGAUGGUGGUGGUGGUGGUGGUGGUGAAGGCGGUGGAGGAGGAACCGGCGUAGCGGGACGGGGAAGAAGAAUUGGUGGCGAUGGAGAGAGUGAGCGGACGCCACAUUUCCGCGGUCUCGUAAAUCAGGCAAUGACCUGCUAUCUGAACAGUUUGCUACAGGGGCUGUACAUGACGCCCGAGUUUCGUAACGCACUGUACAACUGGGAGUUUGACGGUGAGGAUGAAGCAAAGUCAAUUCCCUACCAGCUGCAAAAGCUGUUCGUUAAUUUGCAAACGUCCCCAAAGUCGGCCGUUGAGACGACCGAUCUGACGCGUAGCUUCGGUUGGGAUUCGGCCGAAGGUUGGCAGCAGCACGACAUUCAGGAACUUUGCCGCGUAAUGUUCGAUGCGCUCGAGCACAAGUUCAAGCGUACCGAGCAGGCGGACCUGAUCAAUCGGCUGUAUCAGGGACACAUGAUCGAUUAUGUCAAAUGUUUGGAGUGUAAUACGGAGAAGCAGCGGGAGGAUAAAUUUCUGGACAUACCGUUACCGGUCCGUCCGUUCGGAAGUACCGUUGCGAACGAGUGUGUCGAGGAUGCGUUGCAAGGUUUUGUGAAGCCAGAAAUUUUGAACGAAAGUAAUCAGUACUUUUGCGAUACGUGCAACAAGAAAUGCGACGCGCACAAAGGGUUGAAAUUUACCAAGUUCCCGUACAUCUUGACAUUGCAUCUGAAGCGGUUCGAUUUCGAUUACCAAUCGUUUCAUCGAAUCAAACUGAACGAUAAAGUAACGUUUCCUGAGCUGUUGAAUUUGAACCACUUCGUUAGCUCUACGUCCGAUUACAAGCUGACGACCAGCACGAUUGCAGCUGCAGCCGCUGCUGCCGCAGCUGAAUCAUCAUCCACCAAUGGUGCCGUUAAUGGUAACGGUCCAAUGAUGAUGGAGACGGCAGAAAACUUUAUGAAAUCGGACGAAUGCAGCACUACGGACAGUGGUUCGGCGCUUGAGGAAGAUUCGUUCCAGAACGGUGGUACAUCCGUCUCAUCAACGACUACCACACCGAAUGAUCAGUUUAUGGCACAGGAUGACGAUGAAGGUAUCGAUAUGGAUUUGACAACCAAUGGCGACAGUCACAGCAAAUCGUCCCCGAUGAACAGCAGCUUCAAUGCACCCGGCCCAUACAAAUAUGAACUGUUUGCCAUCAUGAUACACGCUGGCAGCGCUUCCGGUGGCCAUUAUUAUGCGUACAUCAAGGACUUCAAGAGCGGUCGUUGGUUGUCGUUUAAUGAUCAAACUGUUUCACCGAUAACACAAGAGGACAUUCACAAAUCGUACGGAGGUGGUUCGUUCAAAACGUCGUACACCGGUGCAUACACGUCCAGCACUAAUGCCUACAUGUUAAUGUAUCGCCAAAUCGAUAGUGAGAAGAAUGCGCUACCGAUUUCGGAGGAACAAUUUCCCGAGCAUAUUAAGCGCUUGGUGAUGAAAAUUCGAGCCAAUGAAGGUAAUCAUAGUCGCGAUCAUCUAGACAUGACCCGAAUUACGGUAGCAUAUGCAUAUCCACGGACACGUGCCAUGAAAGGGCAGCGGAUGGCGGUGUUUACCAGCUCUACACUAGCGGAGACAGUACAGGAAGCCAUUCGAGUGCUUCAUCUGAAGGGUACGGUGCCGGUGGAACGUUGCCGCUUGGUAGGCUACGAUACCAAUGCGCACACUAUCGAGCGUAGCUUCGAAGGGCACGAGGAUAAAUCGAUUGAUGAGGUUAUGAGAAUGCUAAAACGCUGCGAUGCACUACUGUUGGAGGUCCGGGAGGAGGGCGAAACGUUUGAGGAAUAUUUAGUGCACGGUGUCAUGACUAAGGUGUACAAAGUGGACGUCAAUGCCCGUGACGUGGAGGGUCCACUGUCGAUACGAGUCAAUCUAUCACAAACGGUAGCACAAUACAGGGCUGUGAUCGCGCGGAAGCUAAAGCUUAAUCCGAAAACGAUACUUAUCGGCAUGACGGUACACAAGGACAGUGCGAAGCUGCUGCAGAACGACGACGCAACGCUGGAGGACGAACAUUUCAUCGAAUAUUGCAAGGUGUUUGUGACGACGGCACCACAGCCUACGGUAGAUGACCCAGAACAAUACUGUGCCCGGUUCCGGCAGUUUAUGCAGCGCUUGGAUCAUCUGGUGUCGCUGUACAUUUUGUUGCCGAACAUGGAGCCAGAUACGCUUGAAAGCCUCUCCAUUCCGCGCCUAUCCAAAGAGACCCUGGCUACGAUCGCUGGAACCGACUACCCGAUGGCCGGCACGGGCACCGGAGACAGCAACAGCGAGGACAGCAGCCUGAGUGAUAAUGACCGUACGCUGGUCGAAGAUGACUUUGUCCACAUUAAGCUGAAUGGAGAUUUGCAUUUGACCAACGGCAGCAACGGAGUAAUGAGCAACGGUGUCAAGAGCAGUACCAACUCGACCACCAACGGUUUCAAGGAUGACGAUGAGGAGGAAGAUGAGGAUGCAAAGCUGGCGGAAAUGUUGCAGGAGUGCCGAGCGCAGGAGUACUACUUUAAGGUGAAACCGUUGUGUACGUCGAGCAGCAGCGACAAUGGUUUCAACACAAACGGCAACAGCUCUGCGGAUGAUAGCACGCGCAGCCACAGCACCGACAGCCAGAAGCUGUUACAGGUGCUGAUCGACAAACGGUCGUGUAACGCUUACUUGAAGUACCGGCUGCAGUCACACCUGCAAAUAUCCAUGGAUUACUUCAAAGUAUUUUCCUCGGAUGUUCUCUGUCCAACGAACGACAGUGCCAACUUGCUAAAAGAACUGGAUUACAAAGAUGAUGAUCGUCUUGCUAUCGAGUUGGGUCGUGUGUUGCGCAAAGGCGAGUACAAGCUGAACGUGAGUUACAUUAACGUAAACGAGAUGACGGAAGAGAUGGACAACACCGUGUUCCUUUGCAGCACGAUUGUCAAGAAUGGCGAUCUGGUAGGCCAGAUAAAGGCCGACAUACUCGCAAACCUGCCCACAACGCUUGGCGAAGCGGCUAAAAAGUAUGCCCACCUGCACUCAAACAACUGUCGAUUGCGCCGUAAAGGCAUCAAGUAUCUAUCGGCAGUGUACAAGGAUGACGAACGUAUCGGUAGAGACAUUAGCAUGCCAACGAACGUUGAUGUAUUUUUGCAAGAAGUUGAUGAUCUCGCCAGCCUCACACCGAUCGAUAUCAAUGAUGUGGUACUGUUGGUGAGAAGAUGGUAUCCAUCGGAAAUGAAACUAGGCAAAUUCCAGGAAAUUUUAUUUACCGACAAAUUAGAGCUGACGAAACAUUUGGCCCGUAUCAGCGGUAUCGCUGAGGAAAACGUUGAAUAUGUGAAGAUAGCACAGACGAGUCUGCACCGUGACAGUGUACUGAACAUACAGAACGGUUUGCAAUGGGUGUCAACGCCGCAGAAUGCAGAUGACUGUCAGAUUUACUGCAUCGGCACGCUACUCUACUACCGCGAUAGCACAGAACCACUGAAGGAACUAACACCGGAAGAGCGCAAAGAACUGACGAAGAAGGACGGCAGAACCAGCUCGACUUACUCACCCCGCAAGGAACGUGCGCUCAAAAUCUAUCUGGAUGCUUCACCCAAGAAGGCCGACGACUGAUCAUCAUCACCUUCGGACGAUGGGGAAGUUGUUGUUAGCAAGAGAAAGAAAAUCUGUCCUUCAAGCCGAGAACAGCUGCAUUAGCAAAAGGGUGGGAUGAAAACAGGUGGCAACGGAACAAGGCACACGAAGGGUGUAUGUUGUUUCUUACUCGCACGCAUUCAUCAUUAGCCGAUCUCGACAGCAGCGCAUCCGGAUUCAUGUCGUAUUACCGUCAGUUAUGUUUAUUUAUCUUUUAGUACACAGCUUCCGGCGGCGGAUGUGUGAUUUCGUCGCAAGCAAAUACAGCUUAGUUAUAGGGGAGAGCGUUUAAUUUUGAUUGUUUCGAUCAGUCCUCUCCCUGUCUCUAACACGAAACGGAGGCUGCCAGCAGGAAGAACAUUUAUUAUUACUUAUUAUGUCAAUGGAGGGAAAAUGCAAGGAUGGCCCUUACGUUAGAACCCGAGUGACGGUGGCGUUUUUCUAUAGUGUACUGUUUUUUUUUUUGGUAUAAAGUUAGCUUAACGGUAUGAUUUUGAUAUGUUUGUUAUAUGCCGCUUUGUAAGUAAAACAUCAAACAUUAACAUCUUUUUCACAAUUGAUCCUUUUUUGUUUGUUGUUGCAGCAAUUUAAUGGUAUUGAAGCGAAGCUUGUUUUUUUGUGUGUUUCGUUCGCUACUGCUUAACAUGUAUGUACAGUUGCGACCUGCAAAGCUGGAAAAGAACUUGUGACACUUGAACGCUUUAUGCUUUCGCUGCUCCGAAAGAAGAAGGGGCGGGCGCUGAACGGAAGAUAACAUACCUUAGAUAAAUGCUAAAGAAUAUGAUCGUAUUAUUAUGCUUGGGUGCCGGGAGGUACUAAGCUGAACGGUGUGUCGUACGAUAACGAAACGACCUCAGCUUUGCGCAAUGAAAGAAAACAGAUUAAAAAAGAAACAAAGAAGAAAAUAAAAAAGUAAGUAAAUAAAGUA
Messenger RNA from Anopheles funestus (African malaria mosquito), 5959 nucleotides. It is a transcript of the gene Usp47, whose product is annotated as ubiquitin carboxyl-terminal hydrolase 47. Gene Ontology annotation, biological process: protein deubiquitination. The record is from RefSeq and is a predicted model, not a curated record. The coding region runs from base 859 to 5010 and encodes 1383 amino acids. Gene Ontology annotation, cellular component: cytosol; nucleus. NCBI's taxonomy places the organism in Eukaryota, Metazoa, Arthropoda, Insecta, Diptera, Culicidae. The transcript is spliced from 15 exons. Gene Ontology annotation, molecular function: cysteine-type endopeptidase activity; cysteine-type deubiquitinase activity.